AGGAGUGUAGAUUUUGUAAAAUGUUUGCAUUUCAUGUGCUGCAGACUUUGUAAUAGUCUUGUAUUGCGAUAUUUCUACGUGUUGGCGUUUGUGUUUAGAAAUGGUUAUUACAGUGGAAUUGAGAAAAUUAUAUAAAUACCCUUUCGAGACUGUUGUAGAUAGCCAUUUGAACAAGUAUCCCACUCCUCUUGAGCAAAAUAUCACUGCAGUAAGGACUGCUGAGGAAAAUACAGAUUUAUCCACGGGGAUUAUUUACAGGAGGAGGAUUGCAACAUGUAAGAAUGUUAUUCCUGCAUUUUUAAGACAGAUCAGUAGUCUAAAAACUGCCAGCAUUUAUCUAGAAGAGGAGUCCUGGCUUGAUAAGCGAAGACGGACUAUGAGUAUAAAAAGUCGGUGCCUCACUUGGGCUAAAUAUGCUACUUUAAAGGAAGAGUCCAUGUUCAAAGCAAGUCAGGAAAAUCCCAACUGGACUGAGUUUACACAGUGUGGUAGUAUUUCAGUCACUGGCAUUGGGUUGCUGAACAGUGUAUUUGAAGUUUUUGCUCAAGCAUUUCUUAACCAGGCUGGCAGAAGGAGUAUUAGAAUAAUGGAAACAAUUCUACAAGAAAAAUGGGGCCAUCCAUUUUCGUAAAGAAGAUCUUCAGCCAUUCUGGAAGAAAAUGGCUACUAGAUAUUGAUUGAAAAGGCUACUUUUAUGUCUGAAAUGUAGGUGGCAACACAAGAAGGGGAUUACGUAACCUACAAAAAAUAUGGCACUUUUUGUUUUCAGAGUUCAAAAUGGCCACUUCUUUUCUAGUCAUGUUGAAAUGAGAGUGUAUCCAUCUUGCCACCUAAGUACAGAUUCAAGUUUUAAUUUCAUCAUGUGAGCUGAAAAUUUUGUAUUCAAAUGUAUCUAAUUUAUCAGAGCUGUAUGCAAAUCAGCUUAAAGUAGCACAGCAUAGCAGUUCUCCAGCUACACUUUUUAUCCAUACCUACCAAGGUAGACCAUAAAUACACUGAAAUAACAAGAGUUUUUUUUUAAACAUUUAGCUGAUGUACUAUAAAAUCCCAGUAUUACUCUUUUCUCUGAAAAGGAGUAGGUCCUUGGACUACUUGUUUAAUCUCUGACCUGCGUCCGCUAAAUGUCGCUAAAUGUGCUAAUAUUCUUUCAGAUGAUAACUGAUGUUUGGUCUGAGGAUAUUACCAAAGGCUCUGUGAUGCAGUAGAAAUUACUUCACAUUGCAAGCACUGAAAGUGAACCACAAUUAUCGGCUACAUUGGUAUAAAGGAAUUUGUACAAUAGUAUUGAAUAGAAAGAAAACUUUUACAGGAAGACAGUCCCUCAUUACUCCCACGCCCCCUUAAUUAAGGUUACUGACUUCUCUGUUGCACAUUCAUGGACUAACUGCAAAAACCUUGAAAUUAGUAACGUUUUCCCACACCAAGUAUGUGGCUAUGGGCAGCAAAGUCCAUCUACAACUUCAGUUCAAACUCUUGGCAAUAUUGAACCAAACAAAACCAGAUAUAGUCCACAAGAUUGCCUCACAAUAAUCCCUUCAAUCUCCCAAAUUAGACUGCAAAUAAAAUGUACAUACAUACAUACAAAUAUUUCAAACAUGGACAUUAAUGCCCUUCUAGCCUGGCAGUAUACUAAAAUACUUGUUGCCAUAACAAAUGUCCAGGCUGUUCUUAUAAAUAUCUAAACUAGUACUUGCUUUAAUGUAAUUUGAUAGUC
This is a messenger RNA of Protopterus annectens (West African lungfish), 1714 nucleotides long. It is a transcript of the gene PRELID2, whose product is annotated as PRELI domain containing 2. Gene Ontology annotation, cellular component: mitochondrial intermembrane space. Gene Ontology annotation, biological process: phospholipid transport. Gene Ontology annotation, molecular function: phosphatidic acid transfer activity. Bases 101 to 631 code for a protein of 176 amino acids. NCBI's taxonomy places the organism in Eukaryota, Metazoa, Chordata, Ceratodontiformes, Protopteridae. The transcript is spliced from 6 exons. The record is from RefSeq and is a predicted model, not a curated record.